Molecule: messenger RNA, 1887 nt
Organism: Gordionus sp. m RMFG-2023
Lineage: Eukaryota; Metazoa; Nematomorpha; Gordioida; Chordodea; Parachordodidae
Product: sedoheptulokinase-like
Exons: 6
Coding region: 386-1783 (465 amino acids)
Biological process (GO): phosphorylation; glycerol metabolic process
Cellular component (GO): cytosol
Molecular function (GO): sedoheptulokinase activity
Source: RefSeq, a predicted model, not a curated record
GAUUAAGCUUUUUUAAUCAUAUAACUAUCUUAAGUCUUUUUCACGUACCAUCCCAAUCUCCUUUAGCAGGUGAAUUAUUUUCGCCAAGAUCAACUGCUGUCUUGGAUUAUAUAUUUGCAGACUAAUCGUUUGCUACCUAUAUCCUUUUUAUAAUAUUAAAUUCCUAAUUAUAACUAUAACAGCAUUAAUAACUUAAUCAAACUUGUCUUUCAUUUAAACGGACAAGAAUUUUUUUGAAAAAUACAUAAAAUAUAUCUAAAUUUUACUACAUCAUGUAAAAAUGAUAACUUGGUCUUAUGGCCAGUCAGUCCCUGAUUUUUAGUACACUUCAUAGGCGGCUAAAAUUUAGUAAUGAAAUUUUAUAUUCAUCAAUCCAUGAAAUCAUAUGUUUUUAGGAAUUGACAUAGGUACGACUAAUAUUAAAAUAAAUGUAUUAUCUUCAUCCUCAACUACCGUUAUAUAUGCAAAAUCUUAUCAAUAUGUUAAUUAUUUUCUUUCUCCCAAUAAAUAUGAAAAGAAUCCUAGGUCGAUUAUAGAUGGCAUUCAUCAAUGUAUGAUAUCCAUUCCAAAAAAUCUCAUAUGUGAUAUAAGCUCAAUAUCCUUAUGUUGUCAGAUGCAUGGGGUCAUUUUAUGGAAAAAUGAUAUAAAUAAUAUUGAUAUUUUAUCAACUGAUAUAAAUAAUUAUUGUUCUUUUCUUUAUACAUGGGAAGACCAAAGAUCAGAAUCUAUACUUAAAUAUAUUCCAACACCAUUUUCACAGACUAAGGUAUUUUCAGGGUAUGGCUGUGCAACAUUAUUUUGGCUUCAAACUCAAAAAUUAGAGCUUCAAAGUUAUGAGCAAUCAGGAACAAUUGGGGAUUUUAUUGUGUUUUAUUUAUGUAAAUUAUCAAAAAGCAUUAUAUCAUAUCAUAAUGCUAUGAGUUGGGGAUAUUUUGAUGCUAUAAGUAAAAACUGGAAUAUUGACAUUUUAAAUAAAACCAAUUUUCCUAUUAAACUUUUACCAGAUAUUCAAGAUCCUAGUUAUAUUGCUGGCUAUUUAACAACUCAUUUUUAUGAUAUUAAAAUUGGAAUUCCUAUUUAUAUAACUUUAGGUGAUCUUCAAUGUUCAAUAUAUGCCAAUUUUACUCACAAUAAUAAAGCUGUAUUUAAUAUGGGUACUUCAACUCAAAUAGCCUUGACUAUGCCAUCUGAUUUUAUACCACCAUAUAUUCACGAAAGACAUAACAUAAAAGAUCUGAUACCUCCAAUAGAAUUUGUGCCAUUUUUUGAUAGUAGAUAUCUUGCCAUUGCAGCCUCAUUGAAUGGAGGAAACAUAAUUUCUCUUUUUAUUGAAAUGUUACAAAACUGGUUGUCAUUCUUUGGGUCAAAUAUUACUUCUAAUGUUAUAUGGGAAUCCUUGGAAAGGGUUAAUGCUGAGGAUACCACAUCUGUUUAUGAUAAUUUAUUAGACAUAAAUCCUAUCAUUUUCGGGGAAAGGCACGAUUCAGCAGAUAUGACCUCGUUUAUAACAAAAAUAACAUCCUCGAAUAUUAAAAUAGAUUUAGUAUACACGGCCUUAUGCAAAGGACUGGUUCAAAAUAUCAUUCGAAUGAUGCCUAAAAAAUUUCUUAUUUCGAAUGGUAUUACAGGACUAAUUGGUAUGGGCAAUGCUUUGACCAAAAACAAGAUAUUGAAACAUUUCGUUAAAAGAUUGUACGAUAUGGAUCUCGAGAUUUUUGAUAAUUCAUUUGAUGCAGCCUAUGGCGCGGCGUUAGCCGCUAAAAAUAACUUUAAAUUUAAAUGAUAUUUAAAAAAAAAUAUAUAUAUAUACUUUUUAACAAAUUUUAUAUAUUGUAUUAUUAAUUAUUUAUAAUGAAAUAUGUAUAUAUGAAAUCCAAAAUAAAUUAC